CCCCCCUCCCCCCUGAACCUCUUGGCCUCCAGCUUAGUGGAUACUUUAGGUAGGUAACCUACCUAAUCACCAAUGCCUAAGAUUUCCAACUGAUUAUUCGGGUAGUGAGCUGAAUAGAUGCAUUCUACCCGUGGCGGAUUGCUCACUAUCCCUUGUUAGUUCACAAAUCAGGCAUCGUUAUUUGUGCAUGUUCAAAACUAGGCUGCUGUUGGCUUGAUACCUAUGUAAUAUGUAUUUGCUCCCUCUUUUUUUUUCUUCCGUAGAACCUUUCCUUAUAAUCUAUUCUUCCUGAUUCUACCUUGGUUGUGUUAGGUUAGUGUCAGUGAGGUCAUCGGUCAACCCCCUGUGCUUUAGGGGUAGGUUGAACCUACUAGGUUCAACUGUAAGUACAAUACAUACAAGGAUCAUUAAUCGAUAACAACCCGACAGCCUCUCCAGCGGUCUCCAGCGUGGGGAGGGGUACAUACGGUAUACUGUACAUACUUUAUACUUACAGGCAAAGACUUACAGGCAAAGGCAGCGUUACCCUUCAGUUGCGACCCUUCCGGCCCUUUGUCGAUAUUGUUCGACAACCUUACCUGCAACAUUCAUUGCGGGCAAGCUUCUUUAAGGUUAUAUUUCCCCCCCUCUCCCUUAUUAGGCGCAUUCGAUAUAAAGAGAAAUGCACGCGGGAAAGAUCGCGUCGGGUCUGACCCGUCGUCGCCGGACGCAGUCGAAUGCUAGUAGUAGGUCGUCCGGGGAUGGCGUCGAUGACGAUGACACCUCCAUUAUAGAGCCCGAGCAGGGCAACGUCUUAACACAUAUUAUCUCGCAACUGCGGCCUGGCGCUGAUCUGAGCCGAGUUGUUCUGCCUACGUUUAUUCUCGAACCCCGAAGUAUGUUAGAACGGAUCACCAACUUCAUGUGCCACCCGGAAAUGCUCCUCCCUAUCCCUCAUAUCGAAGAUCCGGUCGAACGUUUUGUCUCUGUCGUCAAAUUUUAUCUUAGCGGAUGGCAUAUCAGACCACCGGGAGUCAAAAAGCCUCUCAACCCGAUCCUCGGCGAAGUCUUCUCGUGCUAUUGGGACCUGCCUGACAAUACCCGCGCCUACUACAUCUCGGAGCAGACGUCGCAUCACCCCCCUAAGUCGAGCUAUUUUUACAUGGCCCCCGAGCACCACAUCCGCAUCGACGGUACUUUAAAACCUAGGAGCAAGUUCCUAGGCAAUUCAGCCGCAAGUCUUAUGGAGGGAAUCGCCGUGCUUACCCUAAUGAAUAGGGGUAAAAAUCCUAAGCAAGGGGAAAGAUACUGGUUAACACAACCUAAUAUGUACGCGAGAGGAAUCCUGUUUGGGAACAUGAAAUACGAACUAGGCGACCACAGUGUAGUGCGGUGUCCCGAGUUAGGCCUCACAGCUGACGUCGACUUUAAAACGAAGGGAUGGGUCAGCGGUACGUACAAUGCGAUUGGCGGCACGAUAAAGGACGAGAAGACCGGACAAGUGCUCUUCGAGCUGUCUGGUUUAUGGAGUGAAGAGAUGUUUGUCAAAGAUGUUAGGAACGGGCAUAAGGAUAUGUUCUUCGACGCCCGAAAAGUUAAACCUUCGAAACCGCGCGUUCGACCGCUUGAGGAACAGGACGAGCGAGAGUCGCAAAAAUUAUGGUACAAAACAGCACAAGCAGUAAGGGACAGGAAUCACGAGUUGGCGACGGACGAAAAGACCAAAGUCGAAGACCAGCAGAGAGAGGAAGCAGCGAAGAGAGCCGCUGCAGGCGUAGAGUGGCAUCCGCGGCUGUUCCGAAGGGUAGACAAAGACUACGGCGGCACGGGCGAGGACAUGGAUCACUUAGAAUGGAUUAUCAACGCUCAUAUCGAUGCCACGACACCUGAGAAACAAGCCGAGCAGAUCAUGUCGAUAUACCCGGUCAUACCCGGACAAAGGUCCUGUGACUGGAAUAUAAUCCCGCCGGGCGGACAUCCACACCCGUAUCCUCAAGCGGCCGAGAAACAGGCACAGAUCCCGGCUCCUCAAGGCGAGACGCAGGAUCUAAUCGACUUCGGCCAGAACGAUACUAAUACGCAAGCCCAGACAAUGCAUAAUGCUCCCGCGUCACCGCCGCUCACCAAGACGGCUAGUCAAGAAAUCGCCGCGAUGCUGCAGUCGACGGGUCAAAAGGCGGAGAACGGCCCGCUGCUCGAUUUCACAAGCGAUUUGAAGAACAACCUGCCGCCGGCCAAGGGUAACUUGAGGAAGGAGGAUUCCACAGAUAGUAAUAAUACGUUCUUCGAUGCCGAGGGGUGAUUGGUCGAUUGUAUCAGUACAGCACAUAUAGUUCAGGGGGAAGUCGAGGAAAACACCAAUGCUGUGCCCUCGCGAUUACCCGUUGCUUUGGGGCUCCCUGCUUUGCUUCGCCUGGAUUGAGCUGUUUUUGGCUGCGGGGUAGAGGGUUCAUGAAGUUGAGUUGCAUAAUUAUUGAGCAAUUGGCUGUUUUGGCUGCUGGGUGGUUAUUGGGUUGGUGGUGCAUGAGCAUGCUGCAUGUAGGUAUCUUGCUUUCUGGCAAUAGGGGCAGGGUAGGGCAAACCACUAGGUUUAGAGCCGGUAGACCAGAUAUAGUACGAGGAAAAGGAAAAGGAGACCCUGUUUAAUGAAGUUGAUAAGCUACGUGGGCUUUACGUGCGGAAUAUCGUGACUUCUAUCAUGACAAUAGGAUUCAAGUGAACA
This is a messenger RNA of Daldinia decipiens, 2701 nucleotides long. RefSeq lists its product as uncharacterized. NCBI's taxonomy places the organism in Eukaryota, Fungi, Ascomycota, Sordariomycetes, Xylariales, Hypoxylaceae. The record is from RefSeq and is a predicted model, not a curated record. Gene Ontology annotation, molecular function: sterol binding. Gene Ontology annotation, cellular component: cytosol; intracellular membrane-bounded organelle; membrane. The transcript has 9 exons. The coding region runs from base 662 to 2281 and encodes 539 amino acids.